Molecule: messenger RNA, 594 nt
Organism: Adineta steineri
Lineage: Eukaryota; Metazoa; Rotifera; Eurotatoria; Adinetida; Adinetidae
Source: the annotation of a GenBank genome assembly
AUGGCAAAUGACAAAACAUUAUGUUUCAUAUGUAAUAAAGAAAAAAUAACAUAUCCUUGUAAAGGAUGUUCAAAAGAGUUUUGUUUAGUGGAUUUAACAGAACAUCGUCAUAUAUUAACUAAUGAACUACAUCAUAUCACCAAUGAAUAUAAUGAAUUUAAACAAACAAUUAAUGAACAAAAACAAAAUCCACACAAUCAUUCAUUGAUAAAUGAAAUUGAUCAAUGGGAAAUCGAAUCCAUUGAGAAAAUUCAACAAAAAGCACAAGAGUACAGAGAAAUUGUUACUAAAUCAUCACAGACAUGUAUUAAUGAUGUUGACAUGAAAUUUAAAGACUUGAAUGAACAAAUACAACAAAUGCAAAUAGAAAAUGAAUUUAAUGAAACUAGUUUAACUUAUUUAAGAAAUCAAUUAAUAGAAAUUAAAGAACAAUUAAACAAUCCAUCGGUUAUUUCAAUUAAAAAAGAUUCACAAUCAAUUAUUAAUGAGGUUUCAAUUAUUUCGUCAAAAAAAUCAAAAUUCAACAAAUGGAAACAAAAUGGCAUCACAGUAGCUGGUGAAAAUGAAAAUGGAGAAGGAUUAAAUCAGCUCAAU